AUGUCAUUCCAUUUUCAAAGAUGCGAAUGUUAAUCGUCUUGAUUUUUUUAAUUCCACUAAUUGACUGUGAAGCUAUCAAACAAUGUCUAUGUAAACCUUAUGAAAAAUGCCUGAAAGCGGCACGAAAGGAACCAGUUGAGAAAUGUCUUGCUAAAUGUGAAAAAAUAUUCCCUACAUGUGGAUUCGUUGGUUGUAUGAAACAAUUUGUACCCGAAUUCAACCGAAUGAAGCAAUGCUCGUACUCUAGUAUGUAUGGUUUUAGAGGAUGCACAUCCCAAAAAUCAAAUGUUUUGAGUCGAAGAGGAAUGGAUGAAUUUCGUGAUAUUAUGAUAUCAACGAUUGAAGACAAAAUUGGAGAUUUUGAUGAAUCAAGGCAGUUUAUGAAUAAAAAAGCCGCUCGUCAAGGAGAAUGUGUAUUUGAAUGUCUGUAUCCUGGUAGAAAUGCAUGUACUCGAAAGUUGAAAUGUGAUCUUUACUUGCCACCUGAAGACGAAUUUUUCAAAACUUUCUAUUUGUGUGCUGAGGAACAACGAUUUUUCAGCAAAUCUGAGCAGAUGUAUGCUUGUAUUUCACAUCUAUUCGUGUCAAGUGAAACAGAAGAACCAAUCCGAGCGAGAGCUUCAUAACAUUACCCCUAUGACGAAUGUAAAUACUUAAUUUAUUGUUGUUUAGAUAGAUUUAUUUUAGAUUCACUUAACGAUCUUUGUUUAAAAGAAAAAUAAAACUGUCAUAAUAUUAUAAUUCCAU
This is a messenger RNA of Caenorhabditis elegans, 747 nucleotides long. RefSeq names its product DUF19 domain-containing protein (gene K02C4.2). Bases 21 to 626 code for a protein of 201 amino acids. The transcript is spliced from 4 exons. The record is from RefSeq and is marked reviewed. Lineage: Eukaryota; Metazoa; Nematoda; Chromadorea; Rhabditida; Rhabditidae.